Chara braunii is the source of this 2605-nucleotide messenger RNA. NCBI's taxonomy places the organism in Eukaryota, Viridiplantae, Streptophyta, Charophyceae, Charales, Characeae. The record is from the annotation of a GenBank genome assembly.
GUACCAUCAGAUUGCAAUCCGGGCUAAGGAUCAACACAAAACCGCUUUUCAGACCAGGUACGGUCUAUACGAGUUUGUGGUAAUGCCUUUCGGCCUUUGCAAUGAUCCUGGCACCUUUCAGCACGCUAUGAAUCGGAUAUUCCAUGACUACUUGGAUAAGUUUGUCAUUGUGUACCUCGAUGACAUACUUAUUUGUAGUAAGACUGUCGAGGAGCACCUUGCACAUUUGGACAAAGUCCUCAGUCUCCUGCGACAGCACAAGUUCAAGAUCAACGGUGAGAAGUGCGAGUUUGGCCGCACCCGUGUCUUGUACUUGGGUCAUGAGAUAUCCGCGGAAGGGUUGAAGCCCGAUAACGCGAAGGUGGCCAGCAUUCGUGAUUGGCCAUGUCCUCAGUCUGUGACUGAGAUGACAUCUUUCUUAGGAAUGACAGGCUACUAUAGGACUUUCGUUAAGAACUAUAGCAUAAUGGCCGCUCCUUUGACUGAUCUGACCCGCCUUGACACCCCAUGGGAGUGGACAGAUGAGUGCGAGGCUGCUUUCAGACAUUUGAAGCAUGCGUCGACGCUCUAUGAGGUCUUGAAACUUCCUGAUCCUGAUAAGUCGUUUAUAGUCACCACGGAUGCCAGCCAAUAUGGCAUUGGCGCCGUGCUCGCGCAGCAGGAGGGGCCAAAGUUGAGGCCUGUGGAGUACAUGUCCAAGAAAAUGCCGUCUCAGAAGUUGGCUAAGUCCACCUAUGAGAAGGAACUCUAUGCCGUUUACAAGGCUCUGACCCAUUGGAGACACUAUCUCCUUGGGAGGUUCUUCAUCCUCAGGACUGAUCAUCAGACCCUGAGAUGGAUGAGAACUCAGUCGGUGCUCUCUGACGCUCUCAAGCGUUGGAUCGAAGUCAUUGAGCAAUAUGACUUUGACCCUCAGUAUCUGAAAGGGGAGUACAACAAGGUUGUUGAUGCUUUGUCGCGUAAACCUGAUUUCUCAGGUGCGCUAAUGAUUGAGUUCGAUCUGACGAACAAUGUUACUCAGUCCUUGGUGGAAGCCUAUCGCGAGGACCAGUUCAUGUCUGAGAUCAUACGCAGACUGCAGGCGAAGGACAAGAAGACCUCUACCGAGUUUGAAUUGGUCAAUGGCUUACUGUUCCUUGAGAAGGCAGGGAAUAAACAAUUGUGUGUCCCUAAUAGCGAGUCUUUGCGUAGUUUAUUUUUAGGUGAGUGUCAUGAUGCCACCGGCCAUUUUGGGUACAAGAGGACUGCAGCUAAUCUCCUGCAGCGGUUCUGGUGGCCCACGAUGAUGCGAGAUGCCCAGCUGUACGUGGAAACUUGUCAAGUUUGUCAGAGGGACAAGCCAUGUACACAGGCUCCUCUUGGGCUACUGAAGCCCCUUCCGAUUCCGAAACGGCCUGGUGAGAGUCUGUCCAUGGACUUCAUGGAUACUCUGAUCACCAGCAAGAGUGGGAUGCGACACAUCUUCGUCAUCGUGGAUAGAUUUAGUAAGUAUGCUGGGUUAGUAGCAAUGCCGAAAACAACAAGGACCGAGUAUGUGAUCAGAAUGUUCAAGGAGAACUGGGUUAGGGACUUUGGGUUACCGAAGUCUAUUAUUAGUGGCAGGGAUGUCCGAUUUACCAGCGAACUGUGGAAGGCCGCUGCUGCAGAGCAGGGAACCCAGUUGCAAACGACUUCUGGGAAUCACCCAGAGGCCAACGGCCAGGCCGAGCAACUGAACCGCACUGUACAACACCUGUUGAGGCAUUACAUCAAGCCCAACCAGGAGAAGCUUGCACUCAUCGCGAGUCUGUAUAACAAUGCGGUACACAGUGCCACCAGGGUGAGUCCGAACAGUUUGCUACUGACUUUCAAGCCUAGACUACCCUUAGAUUUUCUCCUUCCUGAGAAUCAGUGGACUGCGGCACCAGGUACAUUAGAGUUUGCUUACCACUAUGAACAGAAGAUGCAGCAGGCUGUAGAACAGAUGCAAAAGGCACAGGCGGCUAUGAUAGAAUCUGCGAACAAACACCGCCGUGAGUCUUCAUUUCAGGUUGGGGACAAAGUUUGGGUUAAGUCCUCAGAACUGGGACAGGAGCACGGGAUCUCCCGCAAGCUCAUGCCACAGUACUUUGGACCUUGGGAAGUUUUAGACAUCGUUGAGACAGAUCCGGAUGGGCCAUCUUAUGUUAUCCGGAUCCCUGGUCAUCUUCAAACUUACCCUAUCUUUCACGCCUCCAAGCUUGCACCUUUCAAGGAAACAGAUGAGUUUCCUUUUCGUCGCUCAAUGCUCCCCCCAACCAUGGAUGGAGAAGUGGACAUCGAUGACAUUGUGGAUCACAGGGAGCUGCCAGCUCAGAGACCUGCAGGAAGGGGACGUCCUCCGAAGCCGAAGCUGCAGUACCGCGUUCGGUUAGGACAUCAUACUGAUCCCAAGGAGGACCAUUGGUUUACGAGGGAAGAACUCAUGCAGGCCGCUCCUCAAGUUGUAGCUGAUUAUGAGAAAUCUCUGCAGAAGGGAAAGCGCCCCAUGAUUGAAGACUGAGCUUCUCAAAGGACUGUUGAAGCUAAGGAGGAGGGAAUGCGAGGCCGCUGCCUCUAUGAGCCCCAUAAGGCCCCAUUUUGCAGC